UCAGCCUGAAGUGGAGAUUGGUCAUCUGUGACAUCCAAAGGAUCUGCUGUGAGUGCCAUUUCCCACCCUUCUCUCUUCAGGACUCCCACCCUCUUGUCAUCCCUCCAUUGGGACAUCUCGCCAUCAUCAGCAUGCCUACAGCUUGCACAAGGUGCACCUUGGGAGUCUGACCCACCAUGUGCAGAUGGACGCCGUCCGUAGCUCAUCUCCGUCCUGAACCUGCCCUUGGCACCACCACUAUCGCAGCCUCUGCCGGGCGACCUCUCCCCUUACCCAGCGCAGCCUCCCUUUGCCUGGCAUGCUUCACCCUGCUCCUGGUCACGGCUGGCACCGCCACAGGGGCCUGUCCUCCUGGGGUUGGACAUGAACCCCUGCAGGUGCUGGCGAGUGGCAUCAACUGUUCAUGGACGUUGGAAAGGCACACUCGCAGUUACAAUCACCUAGAGGGCGACGUCCGACUACGGCGACUUUACUCCGCCAACAAGUUCUUCCUCUGCAUUGACAAAACAGGCAAGGUGGACGGCACUCGGCGGAAAAACUACGCAGACAGCCUGAUGGAAAUCCGAUCUGUCAGUGUGGGAGUUGUUGCCAUCAAAUCUGUCAGCACCGGGCUGUACUUAGCUAUGUCCAAGAAAGGCACGCUCUUUGGAUCGGUGAAGUACAACCCGAGCUGCAAGUUCAAGGAGCGCAUUGAGGAGAACGGCUACAACACGUACGCCUCCCUCCGUUGGAAGCACGGUGGGAGGCAGAUGUUUGUUUCGCUGAAUGGGCGGGGAAAGCCACGGCGAGGCCACAAGGCUCGUCGAAGACACCCGUCUACUCAUUUCCUGCCCAUGCUCCCCUCCUAGCUGCCCAAGCCUGAACUCUGACCGGCGACUGGCCGGCUCACCUGCCUCCUCACACUAGUGUUGAUCUAGCCAUGACGGCAAUCUUUAUUUUUAUUACUCCAUCCUCCUGUCACAUAAAUGUACAUUUGUUGAGGGUUGUAACAUUUGUAGAGUUAGUAUAAUAUGUACGUUUAAGUUAUUUUCUCCAUUUUCUAAUGAUGUUCAAUAAUACAGUAAAUAUACAGUAGAAUUAUACUCCAGCCAUCUGUCUGGCCACAGUAUCUGUCUGUGUGCCUGAACUGCAUGUAAAGCGAUGUUUGGGUGACUUUAAGAGGCUAUAAGAGGGCUGAAAAGGGACAGCAAGGCUAAGAAACAACAAAAUACGGCUCACUGGUUUGUUAUUUAGCCUAUUUUUUUUGAUGCUCAGCUAAAUAAGAACAAAAGCAUCACGUACAGCAAAAAUUAUAUUUUCAAGCUUCACUAUUAAAACAAAAAUAAGCAACUUUGAAAUAACUACAAGCCAGGGCCACAGCUCCGACUGAGGACGUUGAUGUUCUCUGUAUUUCUGGUUGACUUUUAGGUGG
Epinephelus fuscoguttatus (brown-marbled grouper) is the source of this 1411-nucleotide messenger RNA. RefSeq names its product fibroblast growth factor 22 (gene fgf22). Gene Ontology annotation, biological process: regulation of cell migration; cell differentiation; positive regulation of cell population proliferation. Gene Ontology annotation, cellular component: cytoplasm. Gene Ontology annotation, molecular function: fibroblast growth factor receptor binding; growth factor activity. The record is from RefSeq and is a predicted model, not a curated record. Bases 177 to 848 code for a protein of 223 amino acids. The transcript has 3 exons. Lineage: Eukaryota; Metazoa; Chordata; Actinopteri; Perciformes; Serranidae.